AGUGGGGGAGUUCUUGGGGACCCCAUGGAGGCCUGGGGGUGGGGUGGGGGUAGAGGGCAGGGAUGGAGACUGGCUCCCGGGAUUGGGAGGGGGAUGGGCAGCGCUGGAGAAUGACGCCCAGAAGUCGGGGCAGCGCAGCCCCAGAGUCUCUGGAAAGCCCAGCAAUCUAGAAAAGCGAGCUUUAGAUUCUCCCCCAAGAGUUCUCAGGAAGUUUGGGGGAGGGGCGAGCCGCCCUCUCCUGCUCCACGGCGCGGGAGGGUGCAGAGGGACGAUUGCAGCGGCGGGUCUCGGAGCUGUCACGUUCCGCCCAAGGGCGGGCUCGGGUGCUCCUGGCGGGGUCCGCCGGGCGCAGGCGAGGGGCCGCGGGCAGAGCGCGCCGGCCGGCAUGGAGGGACUGGUGCUGCUCAACGCCCUGGCCACCCGCCUGCUGUUCGUGCUUCACUCGCUGGUUGGGGUCUGGCGAGUGACCGAGGUGAAGAAGGAACCGUGGUACUGGCUGCUCGCGCUGCUCAACCUCUUGCUCCUUCUGGAGACUGCGCUUACCCUCAAGUUCAAGCGCGGCAGAGGCUACAAAUGGUUUUCACCAGCCAUAUUUUUAUAUCUGAUUAGCAUCGUUCCAUCAUUAUGGCUUCUUGAAAUGCACCAUGAGACCCAGUAUUGCAGUAGCCAAUCUGAAGGAAUGUCACAGAAUACCAGCAGCAAAGAAGACUUCAAUCAAACUCUGAUGUCACAUGAACAAACCAACAGAGCAGAUGAUAUCAUUAAGACGGCCAGAGUUUUUGUAAAUAACUUAUCCACAGUAUGUGAGAAAGUUUGGACUUUGGGCCUCCAUCAGACGUUUUUGUUAAUGUUAAUAAUUGGAAGAUGGCUUCUACCCAUCGGAGGCGGGAUCACUCGGGACCAGCUCUCUCAGCUUCUCCUUCUGUUUGUGGGAACAGCUGCUGAUAUACUAGAGUUCACCAGUGAUACCCUAGAAGAACAAAAUGUGAGGAAUAGCCCUUCACUGGUCUAUGCCAUCCUUAUUAUUUGGACCUGGAGCAUGCUGCAGUUUCCACUUGACCUGGCAGUCAAGUACGUCAUGUGCCCCUUGUCUGUGACAUCGAGGGGGUUCCCCAGCCUGUUCUUUUGCCAAUACAGUGCCGAUCUCUGGAACAUUGGAAUCAGCAUCUUCAUACAAGAUGGUCCCUUCCUUGUCGUGCGUCUCAUACUGAUGACCUAUUUCAAAGUGAUAAACCAGAUGCUGGUGUUCUUCGCUGCGAAAAAUUUCCUUGUGGUGGUGUUACAGCUCUACCGCUUGGUGGUGCUGGCGUUGGCUGUCCGUACUUCCUUCCGAAAUCAGCGAGGAGGCCUGAAAGAACAGCACAGCUGCCCAGGUGGCCCAGCUGCGAGUGGGGCAUCUCCUGGGGACUGGGAUGGUGGUUCUAAGGAGGGCUUGGCUAUUCCUUUGCAGGCCUUGCCAGACACCUCAGACGACUCUCACCUCACACCAUAGUUAUUUAUUGACAGCAGCAUGCAACUAGAACAUUCGACUUUCUGGUUCUUCUUACAGACAGAAUCUCCCUCUCUCUCUCUCUUUUUUUUUUUCACCUUGGCAUAUAAUAAUUUUCAAAAGAACAACAUAAAAAGUGAUCUUAAACCAAAGCUUAGGAAUUUUCUUUUUCAACUGAAAGGAAAGAACUUUGAUUAGCGGCUCAGGCUACAACUUCUGUGUGAUGGUAUCAGAUGUUACAGUUGUUCAACGACUAAGUGAUUUGUUUGUCUUGAACUGUUUGAAAAGCUAUGGACAGGGUUACAGUGACAUGCCCUCAAAAGAUUUAGUGCAGACAAACUGUCGCGGCUGUUACCUGAAAAUAGAGAAGCUUUGAACUUCGGCUCUAUUGUCAGACUAUCUCAUCUGAUCUUUUCUGCAAUGUCCCUCUGACAU
Ceratotherium simum simum (southern white rhinoceros) is the source of this 1924-nucleotide messenger RNA. RefSeq names its product transmembrane protein 26 (gene TMEM26). The record is from RefSeq and is a predicted model, not a curated record. NCBI's taxonomy places the organism in Eukaryota, Metazoa, Chordata, Mammalia, Perissodactyla, Rhinocerotidae.